Messenger RNA from Xenia sp. Carnegie-2017, 1341 nucleotides. Its product is annotated as rRNA 2'-O-methyltransferase fibrillarin-like. The transcript has 10 exons. The coding region runs from base 96 to 998 and encodes 300 amino acids. Lineage: Eukaryota; Metazoa; Cnidaria; Anthozoa; Malacalcyonacea; Xeniidae. The record is from RefSeq and is a predicted model, not a curated record. Gene Ontology annotation, cellular component: small-subunit processome; nucleolus; box C/D methylation guide snoRNP complex. Gene Ontology annotation, molecular function: histone H2AQ104 methyltransferase activity; RNA binding; rRNA methyltransferase activity. Gene Ontology annotation, biological process: box C/D sno(s)RNA 3'-end processing; rRNA methylation.
CAAUUGCAAAAACCCACUUCAAAGUCAUAACAUAAAUCUUUUGCAAUCUGUAUUAAAAGAUUGUAAUCAGCCAAGAUUCGUUGCUGUAUUUCGAGAUGGGCAGACCAGGAUCGGGUACUCCACGUGGUGGCGGUAGAGGUGGUGGCCGUGGUGGUAGAGGUGGUUUUAAGAGUCCUGGACGAGGUGGACGAGGUGGUGGUAGAGGUGGUAGUAGAGGACGUGGUGGUGGUCGUGGUGGUGGUCGUGGUGGAGGAAGAGGUGGUUUCAAAGGCGGUGCGAGAGUUUUUGUUGAACCCCACAGACACGAAGGUGUAUUUAUUGCUCGUGGCAAAGAAGAUGCUUUGGUUACCAAGAAUAUUGUUCCUGGCGAAACUGUUUAUGGAGAAAAAAAAAUAUCUGUGGAUGUUGCAGAAGGAAACAAAGUUGAAUAUAGAGUAUGGAAUCCAUUUCGUUCCAAGCUGGCAGCUGCCAUCUUAGGUGGAAUUGACAAGAUACAUAUGAAACCUGGUAGUAAAGUCUUGUAUCUUGGUGCAGCAUCCGGAACAACUGUCUCUCAUGUCUCUGAUAUCGUUGGACCUGAUGGCCUUGUAUAUGCAGUGGAAUUUUCCCAUAGAUCAGGGCGAGACUUAAUAAAUGUUGCCAAAAAGCGAACAAAUGUCAUCCCUAUAAUUGAAGAUGCUCGUCAUCCUCAUAAAUACAGGCUCCUUGUUGGAAUGGUUGAUACCAUUUUUGCUGAUGUAGCUCAGCCGGAUCAAGCUCGAAUUGUUGCAAUUAAUGCUCACCAUUUUUUGAAAAAUGAAGGACACUUUGUCAUAUCCAUAAAGGCAAAUUGUAUUGACUCAACUGCUGAGCCUGCUGCUGUGUUUGCGGGGGAAGUUAAAAAGAUGUUAAGUGAAAAGAUGAAACCACAAGAACAACUUACUUUAGAACCUUAUGAAAGAGAUCAUGCUGUUGUCGUUGGUAUUUAUAGACCUCCUCCUAAAAAGGCUACCACAUGAGAAGCACGAUAUUGAACACAGUUUUGUCUGUGUUAUAAGUUGAUACCUAGAGAUGGGAUGAGAUCAGAAUGAUGUUGGAAAUUCUCUCAGCUAAAUCAAACACCUUGAAUACCCAACAUAUGGGCAAAUAUUAUUUUAUUUUAAAUGUUUUAAUGUGUACUGCUAUUAUUUGUCAUUUGAAAUUAUCUCCCUUUCUGAGCUGUUGUGUUACCAAAGUUAAUCUAUGCACUUUUGUAACAAACCAAUAACUCUGCUUAUACCAUUGAGUGGGACACCAAGUUAGUUUGUUUCAAUGUAAUAAGUAUAAAGAAAAAAUAAAAAUAUAAAAUACAGAUAUAGCCAA